AUGAAGCAGUUGCACAAGCAAGCCGGUACAAGAAGAGAUGAAGAAAUCCCCAUGUCCCAAAACCCACCUUACUCUCCCAAAGCCUUGAAACACCCCAGAUCCCUUCCCAGAUCUCUCAAUUAUCUGCUCAAAGAACAGAGACUUCUUUUCAUUCUUGUGGGCAUUCUUAUUGGCUCCACUUUCUUUAUCGUCCAACCUUCCCUUUCCUACCUCUUGUCGGCUUCUUCCGGACCCAGAAUUCCCAGAUCCCACAUUUUUUCUGGGAAUCGUGAAUCGGUUAGCCUUUAUGAUCCCACGGGGGUGGUGGGAUAUGAUGAGAAUUAUAGGAGUAAGUACCAUAAUGGGGUGGGGAGAGUGCCGGUGGGGAUAAGAAGCAAGAGGAAGAGGAUUGUAGUAACUGGAGGGGCUGGGUUUGUGGGCAGUCAUUUGGUGGAUAAGUUGAUCGCUCGAGGUGAUGAUGUGAUUGUGAUUGACAAUUUCUUCACUGGGAGGAAGGAGAAUGUAGUACAUUUGUUUGGGAACCCGAGAUUCGAGCUGAUUAGGCACGAUGUCGUUGAGCCAAUUCUGUUGGAGGUGGAUCAGAUCUACCACUUGGCUUGUCCUGCAUCUCCCGUUCAUUACAAGUAUAAUCCUGUCAAGACUAUCAUAUCCUUAUUACAGAUGUUAUUACUUAUUAGAAUGAAUGACUUUUUAUUUUGA
Molecule: messenger RNA, 699 nt
Organism: Fraxinus pennsylvanica
Lineage: Eukaryota; Viridiplantae; Streptophyta; Magnoliopsida; Lamiales; Oleaceae
Source: the annotation of a GenBank genome assembly